Molecule: messenger RNA, 1365 nt
Organism: Penicillium macrosclerotiorum
Lineage: Eukaryota; Fungi; Ascomycota; Eurotiomycetes; Eurotiales; Aspergillaceae
Product: MT-A70 family
Exons: 1
Coding region: 1-1365 (454 amino acids)
Cellular component (GO): nucleus; RNA N6-methyladenosine methyltransferase complex
Molecular function (GO): methyltransferase activity
Source: RefSeq, a predicted model, not a curated record
AUGCCACCUUUGAAAAUACCUUUUCCAUGCACAGAGCCGAAGACAGAGAUAGCGCGUGCCAAAGUGCUGGAGAGAAUACCACUCAGCGAGCAGCGGUAUCAUGGCGAGUUCAUUCAGCCGCUAGUUCAAGCUGCCUUGCGGGAUAUUAAAUCGAAAUACUGCGCUGCUGGUCGACCAUGGUGUCUUCCACGUCAGGUCAUUGAUGAAAACCUCAAGCUAAAAAGGUCAUCGGAAGAUGGCAUUGGCCAUGAUCCACCGAAGAAGCGGCACUAUGAGAGUUUGGUUGACUCCAAGUUGAAUGUGCACAGUCACGAGGCGUUUGGCUCAGAGUCAAGUGAGAAUUCUGCGUUUUCACAACUAGGGCCCCCGGUUAUUCUAUCGACUACGUCCGUCAAUAGCUUCGACACGCCUGCGGACAUACAGGGCAUCGUGAAGAACCCCUCCUCGGAUGCCGCGGUUCUUGCGAUCCAGACAACCCGUCAUGGAAAGAGACCUAAUGAGCCUGCAGAAUAUGUUAUUCCACCUAAAUCGACCUUUGUAUGCUGCACACUCCCUCUCUCGCAGCCCAGUGCCAGGUAUCCCUCCGAAGUAAUGGCGCUUGACCAUCCAAUCCCAAGCAUUCCUGCUAGUCAAACCUUCAAUCUAAUUCUUUUCGACUCCCCCUGGCCGAACAAAUCAGUCCGGCGCAGUUGUCACUACCAGGUAGUAAAUGAAAUGGAAGUUCUUACCCAAAGAUUGCUGGAUAUCCUGCGAGUGCAUUCCUAUCGCCGGACUAAUGAUAACAUAGCCUGGAAUCCAGACAUGGCUGCUACGUCCAGCAGGUCUUUUCACAGCCAGGAGUCUCUGGCGGCUAUUUGGGUGACCAACUCGGAGAAAUCCAGACGAGCUGCCUAUGAAGCACUGAUGCGCUCUGGCUUUGAGAUCUACGAGGAAUGGAUUUGGAUUAAAAUUACCGUCGACGGAGAGCCAGUGUCCCCCUUGGACGGGCUCUGGAGAAAGCCGUACGAAAUUCUCAUCAUUGGACGAAGAAAUAAAUCCACCAUGGAUUCAGCAUCGAGUCACAACCUAAAUCCAGGGCCCAUUUCACAGGAGACAGAUUUACUGGGUCUUGAUCCUGCCAGCAUUCGCAGACGAGUGAUUGCGGCGGUACCAGAUCUUCAUUCUCGGAAGCCGAACCUGAAAUCUCUAUUUGAACAGUUGUUCUUCAAAACAGAUGGUCCAUUCGGUCCCAAAUCAGUGCACCAGCCAUAUUCGGCUCUGGAAGUAUUUGCUCGAAAUUUAACGGCUGAGUGGUGGGCGUGUGGUAAUGAAGUUCUGAAAUUCAACGCCCGUGAAUACUGGGUCGACUAUUGCGAGACGAACUAA